GACAAGGAGGGGGCAAUAUCUCUUCACUUUUGAUUCGCACAUCGGCCUGUACGGCCCUAUCGAAGCUGCAUUGCUGGCGAUGUGGGAUGCGUGAGACGAUUCCUUAUUGUGUCCCAAAGCAAAGGUGGUCAGCCGCGAAUUCAAACUAACCACGCCCAAGAGAUGAGAAAUGGAUCGCUGGCCGCCCUCACUCCCAUAUCUACAAUCCUUCUAUCAUCUCUUCCGUCGGUCACUAACUGUGUAAUCCAUCAUUCCGUGAAACCCGCCUUUCGGCCCCUGGAGACAUCAUGGGCCUCUUUAGACCUACCACCAGCGUCGGCCGCCCGAAGACCGCCCAGCCUGACCUACGUGGGAGAAUAAGCGGACCUAUUCCGAUGGACGAGGACUUUCCUAUCAGAAAUAUUGGGGCGGGAAUAACUCAAGAAGACAGGAUAGAGCGGCAACCUGAAUCCCACGUCGAAGACCAGCCCAAUUCUAUUUCGAGGUCGGGAAAUACACCUUCUGAUGUUGCACGGACAGAUAAAGCGGAUUCUGUAACGCCGUCUGGACCUAGUCAAGCCUCUUACGUCUCUGCAAGUCCGCGCCAACAUCGAGCUACUCGUUCUAGCACUCUUAGGUAUUCAGUCGUUAGCGAUGGCGAAGACAUAGAGCGGCCGCAGCGGAAGAAAUCAACACUUAAAUCUACGCUCGGCAAACUAUUCAAGCGAAAGAAGAAGAGCACAAGCGGGCCGUUCACAUCGGAGGCACAAAACGCAGAGACAGGUGAUUCUGCACUACCCGAACAUGAUUCGCCAGCCUCAGACCGAGCUCGAAAAGAAAACGAACCAAAACGCUCAGCCUCAUUACCGAUUACAGAAUACAAUAAAGCACUAAGGUCACAUUCGACCGGCCCCGAUGACAUCGUAGCAGUAGGCAGUGCUCGUAACUCGCUACAAAUAGAUCCCGUAUUACUUCGGAGAAGAGCUGCGUCAUCAAAUAGGAUUCUAAGCGGGAGAAUUAAGGACUUUGAUGGAGAAUUGAUAGGCCUAUCACCCAGACCAGCCAGUACUCAUGGGCGCGGUGGACAUACAUCGAGCGAUGACGAUCCUGAUGAUAUAGGUCGUGCUAUCACAAGUGAUAGCCAUAAUAACCGUCGAAGAUCAAGGAGUUUAUCUCAGCUUCAGGAUGCCGCAAUUAGUCAAGUCCAGGUACGAAAACGCAGCGACGAAAUCCGUUAUUGGAGGGCGAGUCAUAACCCAGCUAUCCUGUCCCCUAACUCGUCUACUGCAAACAAUGACGAUACGGGAGCUGUGGAUGUGGACGUAGUCACUCCGCCCGACUCCCCCCAGCAACUAUCUCCAAAGACGCCGCCACAGCCCUUCAACUUUGGACCAAUGUUAGGAAUGAAGAUCACGCAGGCAGCUAGUCUGGAGGAUCGUUUAACUGCAUUAGAAGUACACAACCAGAAACUAGAGAAACUUGUUUCCCAGCUUUUCCAAGUUAUACCGGGCGUAAACAAUUAUGUGCCGGAGACACCAGGCCGAGAACAGUCUCGGGGUUCCAUGGCGCCAUCCGCAACGUAUACGCCGAACCGCCCGAUAGUCAGCGAGAGAUCGGACUACAUGUCUUCAUCUCACCCAACCGAAGAAUCUCCAGGAUAUAGCCAUUCCCAACAAUCAAAUGAAUCGUUCGGCGAUGGAAACACAUUCAUCGAAUCGGUUCCCCCAUCAAUGGUACCGCCACGUCAACGACCUACAUCUAACGCAACGGUUCGCGGCGCAACAAGCUUACCCGCCUUACUAGGAGAAAAUGUAGGACCAUUCACCGCGGACCAUUAUACCACAUUAAAAGCCUUAUUAGAUACCGAGCGAGAUGCGCGACAAGCGUUGGAAGCUCGUGUAACCAGGCUUAAUCACAGAUUUAAUCUCCUGUCUCGUACUUCGCACAAGCUAGAGACUGCAUCUACUACAUACUCCACUGUGUCUGCUUUCGAGCAUGAUGACGAUGAACCCCUAACUGCCGGUGCGGAAACCGAGUCGGAAGCAUAUAAGACGCCCCGUGAAGAGGAGAGUGGACACGGCUUCGGCGCUUUUGGCGAAGAGCUUCGUGAUGAGGAGGUCGAUGGCUCCAGAAAGAAGGCAGCCAGGACGCUUUCUCUCAGCCAACUAACUCUGAAGAGGCCAUUACGGCCUCAGCAAGAAACUGGCGUGGAGUUAUGACUACGCAU
This is a messenger RNA of Hypoxylon trugodes, 2206 nucleotides long. RefSeq lists its product as uncharacterized. The transcript has 2 exons. Lineage: Eukaryota; Fungi; Ascomycota; Sordariomycetes; Xylariales; Hypoxylaceae. Bases 288 to 2198 code for a protein of 636 amino acids. The record is from RefSeq and is a predicted model, not a curated record.